ACUAUUUGCUAUGAGUCAUGUCGGUGAUAAAUAUCAAUAUCUUCAAACAAAUUUAAAUACAAAAGCUUUAGUUCAAAUAAAACCAUACAUAGACAAACUCACUAAUUACGCAAAUCAACUUAAUAUUUUGUAUUGAUUAAUUUAAAAAGAACGGAUUAAACGAGUUUCAUCUACACAAAGUGUCUUAUUGCUCGAUAAUGGAGAAAGAGCAACUUGAUUCUUUGCAAACUGUUACCGUGGGAUCUGAAAAGAUUCCACCACCUCAUAGUCAUUAUGCACCUAGUGAAGUUUAUUCUUCCUCAGAAUCACCUCCGGCAUAUUCACGGCCAGUGAUGAAGAGCACUGCCGUCCAGAUCGCUAAGAUCAUCGCAACAACUUUGAUAACUAUCUCUGUUAUCAUCGGGAGUUUCAUUUUAGCUGCAGCUUGGCUCCAAGCUCGUGCAUCAUGCACUCCUGAAGCUAUUAACGGUAUGCAGGCACAAAUAAACAGCCAGCAGCAAGAAUUUAUCAAACAUUUACAACCUGAGGCUCUUAUUCAGGAUCCUAUUGAUGUCAAACAGAACAUUGACGAGUCUUCUGUUAAAACUAAACAGCCUACUGCAGAGCCUAAAGAGGAAGAAACUCAAACUGAUAAUCAAGAUGAUUCGAAAGCGGACAAUGAAAGUGCCAGUGACAAUGAAAAUGAUGAUGACUAUAAUGAUUCUGGAUUCUCACCAGUUCACAUUAAAUUCCCACUUCAGCUUGAUUUAGAUGAUCUUGCAAAUACCCUUAUGCAACAAUCCCGUGGUCUCGUCUCAUGUGUAGUUGAACGCCGCAGAUCUAAUGGAUUUGUUGACGGUAACAAUCAAGUAGACAACAACAACAACAACAACAAUAAUAAUUACCAACGUCCUCAACGUCUCAGUGGUGAACGCGUAGUAAUUCUCUGUGAAUCCGGAGAACCACGUCGUCAAGAGCAACAAGAACAGGAUCUACUUACACCAAUAAUUGUUCCGCUUGGUAACAUUCAAAUCCCGAUGCAACCUCAUGAACAAGUUUACCACCGUUACCAAGUUCAAAAUCAAUUCUCCGCACCUGAUGUACAAACUCCACCAUUUUUCAAUGCACGAAGAAUAAAUCAAUUGGAGCAAGAUAUCAGUUUACCAGACAUCAAAAAUAUUGCCCAGAUGAUGGGUUUUGGUUCACCACGAAUGCCACCACAAAUGAAUCACCAACAAAUGGAAUUACGUCCUUUCCCAAUUGAAAUUCGCACUUUGCCAAUUGAAGUUAUUCGUGGAAUGAGACCACCAAUGAACCAAAUGCAACAACAUCAACCACAGCCUCAACAACCUCCACAACCGCAACACCCAAUGUUCGCUCAAGAACCAACUGAGCCAGUAUACUCCCAAGAGCAACAAACUCAAGGAAUGAUGCCACCUCCACCACCCCCAUCAGCACCCAACGCGCCAGAAUUAAAUCAACGUGAACCCAGAAUUAUUCCACAAGUUCAUAUUAUCCAACAACAGCUUGAACAAAAGCCUGCACAACCUCAAGAAGCUCAGGAUAAACCAAACUUUCCUUUCCCCGGCUUACCGAUUGACAUCAUCAGAUUCAUUCAACAAGUACCACGUAAAAUUAAGAGCAUUAUUCAACACAUUGAUGAAGAAAUGAAACCAGAACAAGAAGACAGAUCUCGACAAGAGCAAGUCCAGGAGUUCAAACCUUUCCCCAUGAAUGCACGGCCAAUUCAUUUCGAUGGACCAAUCCGUACAAUUGAAAUGAGAAAUCUGAUGGAGCCUGAAAAUAUGGAAGCUCACCGUCAGGAAAACGUUGAAGGGUCACAAGAAUCUACAAAACUUAUUGCCGAUUCUGAAAACCAAGAAGAAAACAAAGACGAUGAAGAUAAAAAGAAAAUUGUCGUACUUCCUGAAAGCAGCUUGAUUCAUCAAAUCGAAGAAGGUUUAUUCCCCAGGUCACAUUUCUCGAUGCCUAUGAGAUCCAUGGAAACAUUCCAAAUACCGAUGGAAGUAAGUGCUCGUGUGAUGGGUAAUUCUGGAGAGCAAGAAUAUAAUAAAGAACAGAAUCAACCAAUGCAGGCUCAAGUAAUGCCUCAAUCUGAUGAACAAGAAGAUGCCAGUCGUCCUCACUAUGUGCAACCACGUUCAAUUCCGUAAAUUCUGGAAGACAAGAUUAUUAUUAUUAUUAUUAUUAUUAAUAUAAGAGAGAAUCCUUUAGUUGUUAAGUGCAAAAAAAAAAAUAAAUAAAUAAUAACAAUGUAUUAUUUUUAUUACUUACUAUUAAAACAAGGAUUCUUAAAUAAAUUUACAUUGAAAGUAAAUUGAAGAAUACUUAAUUAAAAAUAAAGUAUGUACAUACACCUACUGUUGGAAAUAGGAUACAAGUGAUACUAUUAUUUUGCGUAAUAGAUUUAUCUGUUGAUCAUUUAAUAUUUUAUCAAGUUUAAGAUACAAAAUAUGUAGAAUUAGUUAUUUACCAUGGAAAUUGCUUUUAUCGUGUAAUAAUUUUUGAAUAAAAACUAAUGUGAUAAA
Messenger RNA from Cotesia glomerata, 2528 nucleotides. RefSeq lists its product as uncharacterized. The record is from RefSeq and is a predicted model, not a curated record. Lineage: Eukaryota; Metazoa; Arthropoda; Insecta; Hymenoptera; Braconidae. The transcript has 8 exons. The coding region runs from base 198 to 2153 and encodes 651 amino acids.